UUUUAUCGAUGGGCUUGAUGGUUCGGUCAUUUGCUUAAUUUGUGUUCGAACUUGGGACGGUGAACACCGCCCCUUUCAGUGAAGCGAACCAUAAGCUCAGCUGUUCUUCUUCAACCUUUCUCACUCAUCUCCUUCUUCGCGAAAAAUGUCGAACCUCAGUCUCCUCCGUAAGGCUCUGGGAUCCAAUUUCAUUUCUCGAUCGGCGACGGCAAAUCAUGAACUUCCUCUGUUUUUCCGCCAAUCUCCAAGAUUCUUCUCCACGGAACAGGAACAAGCCCCACCUGAGUCCUCCCCCAAUCGUUUUUCCGAUAAAACAAAUACAGAUGGUUUGAGGUUUGGGAAAUUGGUCGGUGCCUCACGGAGUAUGCUAAAAUCGGAUGUGCUCAUUUUGCUUCAAGGAUGUAAUUUGAGUUUUGAGGAUGUCAAAUUUGAAUACGUCCGAAAUUUCGUCCCGACCUCCAUAAUGAUCCAGUUCCCCUCCGAGCAGGCCUAUCAAAAUGCUUUUCAAGCGAUUGCAAGAAAAGGUUACUUGCAAAGAAUGGAGCGGGCUGAUCGUUCGCAGUGGGAGCUGCUUUCACCUUACAAUGGAAAAACUAUUGAGGAUUGGCAAAUGGCAACCUUCCUAGCUUUAGGUUUUACUAGAAGGAAUACCUCGAAAUGCAUUGGUAGAAGAUCUGGAACGCUUCUUAUCUGGUUGUGACUAUGAUGCAAGCUCAAUCAACUUUUACAGGGGAUCCUUUUCAGCCCCCACAAAAACGGCAACGGUGCAGUUCCGUUCACCAAUACAAGCAAUGCAUGCAUUUCUCACAAAAAACAGAGGCUUUUGUCUGAACAACCAAAUUUCGAUGCGAGUUCUCCAAUAACUAGUAACUUUUUGUCAUUUGUAUUCUGACUUUUUUUUUAGUUGGCUCAGUGGCUGGGGUUUUUGUAGUUGCUCUUAUAAGUUAUGAUUUGCAUCUUCGUAUCUCAAGUCUCCAGUAGGUUAUCCACAUUCAAAGUGACAUGAAAUCUUUCAUUUUUCACUUAUUAGCAGUUUGUUUGUGCUAAAGAAUCUGCUUUUGUAAGGUAGGGUUUUUGGACUUUUGAAUAUUGAAUUUAUAUGAAUAAUAUAAGGUUGUCCAAGCAUCUAGUUUUACUAGAUUGUGUUUCUUCAUUGCAA
Messenger RNA from Cucumis sativus (cucumber), 1159 nucleotides. RefSeq lists its product as uncharacterized. The record is from RefSeq and is a predicted model, not a curated record. The coding region runs from base 146 to 700 and encodes 184 amino acids. The transcript has 7 exons. Lineage: Eukaryota; Viridiplantae; Streptophyta; Magnoliopsida; Cucurbitales; Cucurbitaceae. Gene Ontology annotation, molecular function: nucleic acid binding.